Colias croceus (clouded yellow) is the source of this 2037-nucleotide messenger RNA. It is a transcript of the gene Ttc26, whose product is annotated as intraflagellar transport protein 56. The transcript has 12 exons. Gene Ontology annotation, biological process: intraciliary transport involved in cilium assembly; intraciliary anterograde transport. The record is from RefSeq and is a predicted model, not a curated record. The coding region runs from base 60 to 1685 and encodes 541 amino acids. Gene Ontology annotation, cellular component: ciliary basal body; ciliary base; intraciliary transport particle B. NCBI's taxonomy places the organism in Eukaryota, Metazoa, Arthropoda, Insecta, Lepidoptera, Pieridae. Gene Ontology annotation, molecular function: protein binding; intraciliary transport particle B binding.
CCCUGCCUUCCAAGCCAGAAGUCAUUUUAUCCCGAGCAAAGCCUGCCAGCGAUGGCAAGAUGGGCAGGAGCGAUUCUGCUAAAAAGCAGUUUCCCGAGCUGGAAGACUUUCUCAUGAAGAGAGAUUACAGUGGAGCUAUCACAAUGCUCGAGUUUCUAGCGCAUGAAGGCAAUACAGAAGUGUGGGUGCCGGUGUGGAUCGCGUGGUGCCGGUUCCACCUGGGCGAGUACCGGCGCGCGUUGGACAAGUACUUGGAGAUACGGGACAGAGAGAAUCUGGACUCGCGUGUUGCUGAUAAUAUUGUGUUGGACAUCGCUGUUUGCUACUUUUACUUGGGUAUGUAUAAAGAGUCACAAGAAACUGUAAAAGAGGCGCCGAAAUGUGCUUUGAAGAACCGCCUUGAAUUCCACUUGGCUCACAAACUAGGGGACGAGGAGGCUCUCAUGCGCGCACACGCCACGCUACGUGAUGUUCCUGAAGACCAGCUUAGCUUGGCCUCUGUUCACUACCUAAGAGCACACUACCAGGAGGCUAUCGAUGUUUAUAAGAAACUACUUUUGGAUCGACGCAAUUACAUGGCGUUAAAUGUUUACGUGGCGCUAUGCUACUACAAGUUGGACUACUACGACGUCUCUCAAGAGGUUCUAGGAGUGUAUCUAACGCAGCAUCCCACUUCCACUAUUGCAUCUAACCUCAAAGCUUGCAACUUGUUCAGAUUAUACAAUGGAAAGUCCGCUGAAGCAGAGCUGAAACAAAUAUCAUCAGAUCAGCACACGUUUGGGCAAGAUCUUGUCAAACACAAUUUAGUUGUAUUUAGGAACGGAGAAGGAGCACUUAAGACACUCCCCGAGCUGGUGGACGUGGUGCCCGAAGCGCGGCUGAACCUGGCGGGCUACCGGCUGCGGCACCGCGAGCCGCUGGAGGCGCGCGCGCUGCUCGAGCCGCUGCAGCCCUCCUCGCCGCUGCACUACAUACUGCGCGGCGUGGUUGCCGUGCGGCUGUACAAUGAGACUGGCGAUGAGGAGCAAAUGAAGUUAGCGCAACAAAGUUUCCACAUAGUAGGAAGCUCGGUGUCUGAGUGCGACACGAUUCCGGGCCGCCAGUGCAUGGCCUCCUCCUACUUCCUUGCGGGACAGUUUGAAGAGGUGCUGGUGUAUCUCAACUCCAUCAAGAGCUUCUUUGUCAAUGAUGAUACUUUCAACUUUAACUAUGCUCAGGCAAAAGUGGGAACGGGAUUUUAUCGCGAAGCAGAAGAAUGUUUGCUCCAAAUACAGGACGAGAACAUUCGCAGCUCGUUCACGUACCUCGCCUGCCUUUGUCGGUGUCACGUUAUGAAUAAGGAGGCACACCUGGCUUGGGAAAUUUGUGUAAAGUCGGCAGGAACACCGGACAGUUUCGCUUUGUUACAACUGGUAGCGAAUGACAGUUAUAGAAUGGGACAGUUUCUCGUUGCUGCUAAAGCAUUCCACAUGCUCGACAGAUUGGACGGUGGUCCCGAAAUGUGGGAGGGGUUGCGCGGCGCGGUGUGCGGGUGCGCGCAGGCCGCGGCCGCCGACCGCACCAACGCGGCCUCGGACCUGCGUGACGCGCUCGCUCUGUUGCGUGGCCCGCGAGCUCACCCGCGCGCCGACCAUAUUGUGAGACCCAUUGCUAAGUGGGCACAGAUGAAUCGGAUUGCUGUUUAAUGUGUCAAUGAUAAUUAGGUGAAACGAGAGAAGGGAGAAGGUGUAGGACUCGAGGAGAAUUAGCGUAGAAAAGGCUUUUAACCAGCUAUGGUAUUUGGUAACAACUGACAACCAAUGAAAAUAGGGUGUAAAAAGUAAGAGCUAGCCAUCAAUUCUAUGGGAAGUUGCGUCGCUACUUGUCCAUAGAGUUGAUGUUGAUACAAAAAAGUUGCGGAGACAAAAGUUGCUCUUGCGCGCUAGCUCUAAAAAGACGGAAAACAGUAAAGAGAAGAAAUAAAGUAGUAGUGUGUUGUGUUAAUGUAAUUCCACAAUUAUAUUAUUGUAUAAUGUAUAAUUAUUUUGGAGUAUCAUG